CUUCAACCACAGAUGGUCGACAGCUCUGUCAGUCACAUUGCAUCGCUUAUCAAUGUCAACAACAAUAAAGGGUCUGCUUAAGAGAGCGCUCUAGUUUAAAUAAAGUGAAACAAAGAUAAUAGAAAUUGUACUUUAUUAUUAAUUACCAUUCAACGUACUCAAUAUUAAGUAACUAAUAAUGUCUGUGACUAAGAAAGCAAAACGCGGCGUGAAACGCUCUAAUGACGGUGAUCUGGUCACAUCAACAGCUCCGCCGCCGGCCAAGAAGCGAAUGGUGGUCACACCUUGGCGCGACACUGAAGAGUUUGGCUUGGUAUACGAUUGGUUGUUUGGCAACGCGACAACGCCGGACGAUAUUCGGAAGGCGCUCAGCCAGAUGCGCAUCUGGAACUUGCGACGCGGCAGCCUCUGCCCCGCCUCGGUGCUUGCCACUGCUGUCCUGGUGCAUGCACAACUAGAAGACAAGCUGGGCAAUGUUAACAUUCAGACAACUUACGCCAGUGCCUUUACUCGCUUCUUCAACUUCAUGUCCUCCAUCAUGCAAAGCUAUAACAUGAGCAGCAUGUAUGAGACAGCUCGUCAACUGGGUCUGCCCUCGUUCAUUGUGGACUUGCGACAUCUUUGCGCCCAUGGACAAGAGCUGCCUCCCACUGCGAUCUUACGGAAUACCGCACAACAUUGCAUGAAAUGGCUACAUGAGUUUUACUGGCAGCCACAGCAGGUAACGAUGAAGGAUCUCGAUGCACCGAAGUUGCAGCGCAAGGAUAAGCUGAAGUUCGAGAUGAAACUGAAAAGCCUCUUGGAUAUCUUCGACGUGGCCCUGGAAUGUCAAUUGAAAGGAGCUCAGAAGCUGAAGGAAGUGCGUAAAUUGAAAAGCAGCGCCGAGUUUAACAAGUUGCGCAUAUUCUGCUCCAAACACAAUGUAAAAACCUCAUCUGAAGUUCUCAAUAAGGUGAUAAACCAACUGGGGAUUGUAAUUAAGCAGCAUAAUACAGCCAUGAAGGAUCUGCUAGACAUAUAUAUGGCCAGUGUGCUCAAGAUGAAGUAUUUCCUGGGCGCAGGAAUCAGUCACAGCAAGGAUGAUCAGGAGGAUGACAUUAUUCAGGCUACCCAGGAGCUGUUUCGUCUGUUGGCUGUACAGGGUUACAUUUUGAAUAUCUUUGUGGCCUUUGUGUAUCUGGCUGAGAAUCCAAAUGCAGAUACGGAGAGUCGUCAAGGUGCCAGCUAUUGGGCCAUAAAAAUGCUACAGACUUUUGGCAUGCUUGGCCGCAUGAAGCGCAUGUAUUCCGAGGAAGUGGAGAUUAAUCCAACGACGACAAAGGCGGUAGACUUUUCGAUGUACAACAAUCCAAAGAUGACGAAAAUAAUGCGAACUCUGCUCACUCAUUCGGGUGUAGACCCAACUCUUACCUUAAUCUUCGGCGAUUGUCCCAAGAAACCAUGUUCCUGGGUAUUUGAGCAAGACUUCCUUCUGAACAGAAUUGGUCACCUAAGCUUACACUCGGCCCCCCAUUUUAAAGGGGUAAAGUUGUCAAACAUCUGCUAAAAUUAUUUUAUUAAU
Drosophila sulfurigaster albostrigata is the source of this 1561-nucleotide messenger RNA. RefSeq lists its product as uncharacterized. Gene Ontology annotation, molecular function: endonuclease activity. Gene Ontology annotation, biological process: maturation of LSU-rRNA; maturation of 5.8S rRNA. Lineage: Eukaryota; Metazoa; Arthropoda; Insecta; Diptera; Drosophilidae. The transcript is spliced from 3 exons. The record is from RefSeq and is a predicted model, not a curated record. Bases 179 to 1546 code for a protein of 455 amino acids. Gene Ontology annotation, cellular component: Las1 complex; preribosome, large subunit precursor.